UUUUACUCGGCUUCUUCUCAAAUCAUUUCUAAAGUCGAAUCAUUUCGUUCAAAAUCGAUCCAUUUCUGUUGAUGAUUAAUUUCGAAUUUCCGAGAUGCAAAAUCAUCAUCAUGUCGAUUCAUUCAGCGAGAAGUGCUGGUGUGAUGUAGUCGAUUACAGCAGUCUCUUGGACGACACCGCACCACCGCCGGGAGUUGUUACCGAGCCUUCUCCUGUUUGUAUGUCAAUUGAUUGCUCACAGAGUGGAAUUACAACUCCAGCUCUUAAAUCUGAGGAAAGAGGAUUUCAAAGAAAGAGGGGACGUUCUGAUGUAAAUGGUGGGAUAGGAACAAAAGCAUGCCGCGAAAGAGAGCGAAGAGGAAAAUUGAAUGACAAAUUCAUAGAACUCUCUGCCGUUUUGGGGCGUGAAAGCAUUGGAAAAACUGAAAAACUGACCAUGCUUAGUGAUGCCAUCAGACUCCUAAAACAGCUAAAAACUGAAUCCCAGGAACACAUGCAGAUGAACACAAGAUUAACCGAAGAGAUCAAAAUUUUAAAGGUGGAGAAAAAUGAGCUCCGGGAAGAGAAGGCAAAGCUUAAGGAAGAUAAAGAGAGGAUAGAGCAGCAGUUGAAUAUGUAUCAGGCCGACGCAGCUAAGAAGGUUCCCAUGCUUCCCAGCUACGGCUUUGUUCCGAUGUGGCAGUAUUUGCCCUCCUCAGUCCGCGAUACUACUGUUGAUCAUGUGCUCAGGCCACCUGCUGCUUGAACUUUUAGGACAUUUCUCUCACAAAUGUUUUUUGUCAUGCUUCAUUGUAAAUAAAUCAGUACUGCACACUUUUGGAAAAGACAUCUUCUCACUUUUCAUAUUAAUAAUUCAGUUGUCAUGUGAGUGAAUUAA
Molecule: messenger RNA, 877 nt
Organism: Salvia splendens (bonfire salvia)
Lineage: Eukaryota; Viridiplantae; Streptophyta; Magnoliopsida; Lamiales; Lamiaceae
Product: transcription factor bHLH104
Exons: 5
Coding region: 95-745 (216 amino acids)
Biological process (GO): regulation of DNA-templated transcription; intracellular iron ion homeostasis
Molecular function (GO): DNA-binding transcription factor activity; protein dimerization activity
Source: RefSeq, a predicted model, not a curated record